GUCAAAUCAUGAUCGGAUAUCUCAAGACCUCAUGAUAUCGGGGAUUCACUCGUCGACUGUGACACAUAUAGUUCUCAACUCACGAUCGGACUCCCUCAACUCAUAAUCGAUUCCCUCGAUUCUUUGUGUCGACAGUUGCUUCUUCGAGAACAUCUCCGAUAUUACCAAAUUUUUGCGUAAGUACAUCAUUUCCCGUAAUAGAGACAUCAUUACCUAAGAGGAUUGCACUAGAGGAAGGAAGUGCGACCAUCUUCAAUAAAGAAGUAGAUUGCACUAGAGAAAGGAAAUAAGACCAUCAAAAAAGCACCUAGAAGUAGAUUCCUAAACACCAGAAACUCAAACAAUGUCGGGAUCGUCGCCAGCAGGGACUCCAAGAGGCCUUGUCACCAGGUAAAUCUUCUUAGACUAUUCGCAUCAUCAUACACAAAAACUGAUGCAACAACUAGUACCCUAACCUUUAAUUUCCAUUCGUUCUUUGAACCUUUAAUCCCCAUUCCUUGAACCUUAUUGAACCUUUAAUCCCCAUUGCUUGAACCUUAUUGAACCUUUAAUCUCCAUUCCGAACUCUUUGCAACGACGAAAAGGAAGUUUUCUUCCUCUACAAUCCACAUAUAACCCACACCUGAGGUCCAAUAAGAGGAUGCUUCGUCGGAAGAAUUGCGCAUCGCGUAGGGCAGCCAUGUGUACCGUGUUAAGGCUUCAUCGUCAAUGUGAAUUCAGAAAGGAAAUUGUGUUACAUUGAAAGUUAUAGUCUUCAUCAGUGUGAAUUCAGAGUGGAAUAGGAUACUUUGUUCUUGCUGCAUCACCAAAGAAAAUUGUGUUCAUCUUGCAACAUUGAAAGUUAUAGUCCGUCAUAUUCACAAUUGAAUUUGAAUUCUCUAACAACUACGGCGUUAUCGAUGAGCGGCACCGCGUCUGGAUACAAGAAGGAAAAACAUCAUGAGCAACAAUCCACAGGACAGACACCUGCAAAACCACGUUUAAGGCUUCUUGGAUUCAGGAAAAAAAUUUCAUCAACACUUGUGCUUGUAGAUAUACUUACUUUGCUUUAAUAGAGAUCCAUGAUUUCGAUUUUGUAUGAGUCCUCUAAGAUGAACAGCAGUCAGGGUGCCGGUGGGAGGUACGCAUUUGCGGGACAUCGAAAAACUCGACCAAUCCCUUAUGCAAAAAUAUAUCUUCUACCUCAUGACGCGAUCUAAUGAAGAAAUGUAGAGAGUAGGACUGUUCGCAUCGUAGUAACAACAAGCCCAAUAGAAUUUGAAAGUACUUAUCAACAUAUAUAAGAUACGUAUCGGCGUACUAUUGGAUUUGGAUUAAGCAACAGUUUAGAAAUGAGUGAGGAACGAACUCGUAGGUCUUCCUAAUAGUGAAGCCUGCUUUAUUUCACUUUGGGAAAAUUUUCUCUCGUGAUCGUGAGCAGUCUGACAUCUGCACUCUCCCCCGUUCUUCAGUUUUUUGAUUGUGGAAGACCCACAUCGUCUAGCGUUCGCGCUUCUGUGGAAGACACUAAGGCGAAGACUGACGGUCUUGAUAACUUGAAAACAAAAGAUAAACCUGAUCUACUUCUGCAGAUAUCCUUUCUAGCCUGUCUCUAUCUCUGCGUCACACUAUUUUUGCUCCUCAGAGGCGGCGCAUUCCGUCUUGAUACAUCAAAUGAUAUUUGUGGCGUUAGCUGGUUUUUCGACCACCUACAAAAAGGGGCCGCGUUGUUGUCUGUUUAAUAAAUAUGGACGCCUUGUUUGCAUCCCAUCGCAGGCGCUGGUCUGUGUUCCAGCGGGAUGCUUUGUGUGCGGCUGGCUUGGUUUGGUCAUAGCGGUGCACUCUUGGACGAUGCAACAACUUAGAGAAGAGUAAGGGGCGAGCCCGUAGGCUAGGCCCUCUUAAUAUUUAAGCCGAGUCCGAUUCACUUUGAGAAAAUUCUUCCCACCCUUCAUCCCCAAAGUGUGGCCCUUCUUCGCUCAGGCGGAAGCAGAGGCGGAGGGAUGGGGCUUCUCCUUCAUUGCCUCCCCCGAAAAGAGUAGCGCACCCAGCAAGGAAAGCGCACUCUUGUCCCCUUUUUCCUCCUCUGCGUCCACCACGGAACAAAACUGCUAUCCGCCACUGAGUGUCAUUCUCGGGCCUCUUAACCCGAAACAGAACGGCAUCCCAGCAAAGGUGGGCCCUGGUUUGGUUUAGAAUCUAGGUAGCGAGGAGCUGUUGCCAGGCAGAGGAAGCGGAUGCUUAGCUUUUGGUGUGAGCCAUGCGGCCGCAGUGGGCAUGCUUGUCAGCUAGACGUCGAAGGUAGCCAAGCUCCUGGCGCAUGAACUUCUUCUGGUCAAAGCUGCAAUACGGGCACUAGUCAAUAUCUUUAACAUGGGCGCCCGCGCGGUUUUAGCCCGGCUCUGGACCAGAAUCGGGCCACGUCAUCGGCUACCGCCCGCAACUAAAUGGGACACUCGCACCACCCCAGGGCGGGCCAGUUCUUGCACACCUUCAACAAGAUUGACCAGCUUACCGAGGAACCUAGCGCGGAAGCUGGUCAGGCGAUGCCCCUCCAGCAGCUGCGACUGGACGCGAAUGCAAGGAAGUUGCAUCGCAAGCAAUUCUGCAAGUCUGUUCGCCUCGUGGCUGUUUGCGGAUUGUCUCUGAAGCCACAGGAUGCGCCCCCGCUGGCCUUCAAAACACUGGCCAACGCUUUUGCGCUGUGUGGAGACGCUGCGCAAUGAAUCUCGUGGCGUUUACCUGAGCCAAAUCAAGAACGUUAUCGAGCUGCUGGCGUCACUCUCGCGCGAAGCUAGCAAGGCCUACACAGAUGGCGCCAAGAUCCUGACCAACUUGAGUCGAAGGAGGACACGCAGCAGGAGCGAGAGCGCCACCUUAGCCAAAUCAUUUUGGCUGCGUCACAGGUCGAGGGGCAUCCUCGUGCCCUCAGUCACGGGGCCGCCGCGUAGCGCUCUCCUGCUGUCUAUCUUCUGCGGGUGUGUCUUUAUGGCUUGGCGUUUCUUUUUGCGCCCGGAUGGUGUGGCCAGAAGUUUACGCGCAGGAGAGGACGGCAGCGCCGGAUGAGUCGUGGGCCCGCUACUCUGUCACGAGCUCCAAACGAGACCAACAGGGCAAAGGGUGGCAAAUCCGAAUCGACAUGGCUCGCUGCUGCUCUUAUGCACCGCAGACCAGGAAAACAGCGCCAAGGUGUUCCCGGUGCACGCCAUCAGCGCCGAGAACUGGGACAGGGUCAGGCAGUGGGCUGCGACGAAUACCCCCAAGCCUUUCCAGGAAAUUUCCCGAUCCAAUGCGCGGACUCGUCUACGGAGGCGCCUCUGCGUCGUGCUCGUGGUCGUCUCCUCUGGAACUUCUACUCGGUUAGAGUCGGGGGCGCGUGCAGCGCCAGGGAGGCAGGCUUGAGCAUUGACCAGCUCCAGACGAUCGGUCGCCGGUCGGGGCCCGGACCUCCAAACAUUACGCCAAGACGGCGCAACGCAGUCCGGAGCCGGACUCCAUUGCGCUCCGCUGUCCGGUCAAGAUGCCGCACGCCUUCGGCUAGAUUACGACCAUCACGGAAGGAACAACUGCAAAAAACUAAACGCACAGAAUAAGGCAGGAGCCUCGUAAUUACUUGGGGCUGCCAUGGGCACAGGCUAACAGUGUCAGGGGCAGGAGACUCGCACCGCCCCAAUCGUGCGCCUGCGCCUGCGUUUCUUCCCUUCUGGGUCUAUAUGUGACACAUGAGGGCGCGCGCCCUCAGCGGCUGGCGUCUGUGUCUUUCUUAGGACGUGCGACAAAACUGCGGGCCUUGCUGAGGUCGAAGGCGUUGCUGUCUCGCUUGAAGGUCUCGCGGUCAUGCCUGAUCUGAUGGCGCAACAAAUAGAAGAGCCAUUCACUUUCAGGCGUAUCGCUUGUUCUGUUCUGAGUUAGUCAAACCCUGUGGCCCGCGAACGAACCGCAACCGCGUCCAGCUUCGCUUUGUCACUCUGUAAAUCCGCGACGAGUGUCAGUAGAGAGUGAAAAGCUGCGACCUCCAGUUCCCUUGUGGGCUAAGGACCUCCAGGUUUAUAUAUUAUGCGCCCCACUCAUCUGCUGCACUCAUCUGAAGGAGUGGGGUGCCGUACUUCGAUGGCAUUAAGCUUCGACGCGGAGGGGGUGGGCGGCGUUUCUUAGUUUAGAGAAAAGCUGAACUUACGUGCCAAAACCUUCGCACAGGCCUAGAAAAUUGCAUUCGCGGUCAACACUCUCAGCGAGAACCGUGCCCCCCUCUCCUUUCUUUGUUUGCGAGGUUUUUCUCCUUUUAAGGCCAACGCAGUUUUUCUUUUUCUUGCAGAGGUCCGGGCGUGCCGAGUCUUCGAGCCGAAACUGGCUUCGCCUAUCUCGUUUCCCCAGCAGCGGGCACAUUUUCAACAUAAGCGCGGUUAGACUUUUUCAUCUGACAAAGAGAGGCGCACCCACUUGGCUUAUGUUAUCGAGAUGGGGGCCCAGCUAGCACGCUUCCCACAGGGCCUCCAGGUGCCCGCGGCCAGGUCUUGGCGCUAGCCGGGGACAGUCAGGUGACCGCGUAUCACCGCGAAGCAGUGCAGCGGACGGAGCGGGCCUCGGUGUGCCCACGGAACAGAGGGGGCAGCACUUGUCUCACCGUUUGCAGAGCCAGCGUCGGCUUCGACUGCACUUCCAAGGGAUUUCGCCGCGCCUUACGCUGCUUUGAGGCAGGCACAGCGCUGCGAGGGUUCAACCCCUCCGCCGUCGAGCGUCCAGCCACUGGGAUCCGUUAAGCGGAGCGGCAGCUGUGGCAGAGGACUGCAACACCAUCACAGAGGGCGAAGCUGGUGAUCUGCAAAAAGGAUUCACGCGGAAACUUGCGGGCCCGAUUAUAACCGAGGAAGCGGAUGGCCACGCUGGCUGUGCUGGAGCGUGAAAAGCGCUGCAAGAUCUUGCGCGGCGCCGCUGGCCUUGGCAUGGUGUUACAAGGGAAGAGCACCCAGCUGGCCUGGGCGCACCGUAUCGAUUUGAAGCGAAAGGAGGCCCUUACCAGCGCAACGGGGAGAGCACUGACCCGCAAGGGCUUUGCCUGCGCCACACCUCACGCACUGCGCCACCUUGCCUCAGCCGGCUCCGUGAUGCAGUACCAAAGUGAGCCACUUGACACGCCCGCGCGCAACACAUCGCAGGCAAACAGGCCCCGGCAGCAUGAAACUCCAGCAAGGCAGCCGGCGAAGUGUGGGAGACCAUUAUCCAACCACAGCAGACAGAAAAAGCCAGCCACCCCUGAAGGGAACUCUUGGGCUCAGUAUGAACAUCGGCAAGCCCCCGCGCGCUCCACGCUCGUGGCUGUCUGCUGGCUGCUCGCUGGUGGCUGGCUUGAAGGUCUCACCCAGUUCAUCCUCGCAGGACCCUUUCGCCCCUCGGCGUCUCAGCGCCGCGUCUUGGCGGGCUUCGCUCCGGCAUGCAUCUGCGCCGCCACGGUCCCACCUGCCGCGCGCGUGCCCAUUUGCUUCCCCUGCUUGAAAGUCUUCCAAGGCCAGCGCGGCGCAGCGACAUUAUGCAUCUGCCGCCCGUCCGGGCUUGAAGUCAAGCGGCUGCUCUGCCGGAGACUGAUGAAGCGACUUGCGGCCGCGCGUCUCACAGAGGUGUGCAGGGCUUGGCGUCCUCGGUGCGUGCACUCAUGAGACGCAGCAGCCAGCUAGCUUCCCUCACGUGGAUCGCAAGCGCGUGCAACUUGGCAGACCCUCGCAUGAGAGUCCGGAAGUUUGCAGAAGUCGCCCCAGCUUUCGCCCGCCGUUUCCUACUGGAGACGCAUGCGCCUGAGAUUGUUGCGAAGGAUGAACAGGACCACCCGGAAGCCAGCCCCCUAAAGCACAUAGCGGGCGACAACAUGUCCCAGCUUGCAGCCUCGUGGCCUGCUGGCGAAGCGAAAGAAACUAGCGCCGCAGCGUGCCCGCGUUGUAGCAUUCACCGGAAUAAGCAGCGAAAGCCGUUAGAAUCUCACGCAACUCACUGGCGCCGCGAAGGCUGGCUCCCUUGAUCACUUGAAGAAAAGGGCGCAGGCCUGACCGAUUUCUGCAGUGGUCUACUCUGCUUUCUAGAUUGUCCCUAGCUAUCUGCGCGGCGUAUUGGUUUUGCUCGGAAGAGCGAGACGGCGCGCUCUGUCUCGGUGCGCCGAAUGGUGUUUGUGGUGUUAGCUAGUUUGUCGACCACUUACAAAGAGAAAAGGCUAAGGGCUCGGGUUGUUGGCUGUUUAAAUAUGGACGCCUUUGCACCCCAUCGCCGGCGUAUUCCAGUAGGGCUCUGCGCGUGUGGCUGGCUGGGUUUGGUCGUGAGUUUUUAUAUGCGGAGCAGAUAUCGAAGUCGGCGAUAAUUAGAAAGGCGGCGGCGUGUCAAUAUUUAGAAGGAAUUGCGCGCGCGCGAUCUGCGUGAGGGACUAGCCACACCAACCCACCUGGCAUCAGUAUCGCUUGCAGCAGCUUUCUUAUGUGCUGAGUCUAUAGCGGAGUACUGGCGUCGCCCUUUUGUAGCAGUAGCCAAUCCUUUUGGUCCCGUGGGGUUUGCAGGCGCGACGAAUCGGCAAAAAAGGCUGCCGAUGCCAUGGCGUGAAGAUCUAUGGCCUGAAGAUGCUACCUAGGAUGUUUGCCAAAAGAAAACGACAAGGAAUCGCGCGAGCCGUUUUCUUUCAAAGAACUUGCUUGGCAUUCCUCGUCUGAGUGGUAGCACCACAGGGGCACCGCCUCCGAUUUUGCUUCAGUGCUUGUUUACAAAUCCGCCCGCGCCUACUUUCGCCGCAGCACUAGCCGAAGGCGCAGCCGUCAAAUGUAGCGUGGGAGACAUCAACUGCGAUCCAAGUCCAGCCGUGGACGAUAGGAAGAACGUAGAUCGCUGGAAGACAUGGCCAAGAAGAACAGGACUGGAGAGAGAUCUGCGACCUCGUGAGGCCAUCGGAUUGGAGGACCAUGCGGAAGGACUAGCGCACUGGGGCGAGAAGAAGUAUGACGCAGCAAGGCUGGAUGUAGUAAAAACUGACCGCCCAGCUUCAUCAGUGAGGAAACACGCUCUACCACCUCCGGGCAAGACCUUCAAGAGAGCAAUAGAGCGAGGACGGAAGACAAUCAUAGAACCGGUUCCGGACGAGGCAGAAGAAGGGGAUGGGACUCCGCUCAGCGGCCGCGCCAUAUAAUUAGUACUACACGCGGGUGGAUGAAGAAGAAGCCAACAUCAAGGAAGUGGAGGAACUGCGCGCCAAAGAUGCAGAAAAAAUAGUCGCAGCAAAUAGGAAAAAGAACACUGCCACGAUGGAGAGUAAGACAAUGCCGCGGGAACUGAAAAAAUUAGGGCGACGAGAUCUGGGAGCCUUUACUAGCUGCUGUCUUCGUUGCAGCGUGUUGCCAUUUCGUUCCAAAAAAAGCGAAGGAGUGAGCCUCUCUCUCUUCUUAUUGCGCAGGCGUGCCCUAUGCGCUUAGGAAGUUGCGUGCGGUUUUAGUUUGCCCAUCUUGAUGCGCCCUCGGUGGAGGUGUCGGGCCGACAGGCUUGGUGGCUGGUUGUUUGGCUGAUGAGUGGCACGCGGAGGCCAAGCGAUGGCUGCCUGCCUCUCUGAGAGCGCGAGGGAGGGCAGGGAGAGAGCGUUCGCGGGUGUGGGAGUGCCUGAGCCAGUGAGAGAGAGGGGGUGGGACUUGUGCUCCCUUGUGUCCAGCGAGGUCCCUUCACUCUCUCGCCGCGCGCUCUUCGUUGACCCCCGGGAGCAGCCUCCUGCCAGUCUGUGCCUUUCUUGUCUUUGUUGUGUUGAUUCAUUGGGAAAAGCUGGCUCUGCUGAUGAGGGAACAGGUGGGCGCGUCUGUUGGUUGUGUGAGUUUGCUCGCUUGAUGUCAAAAGCUGCGCCUUUUGCUGAUUGUGUAAAACUGUCUUUUUUCGAUGUCAAGAGUUGCGCUCUUUGCUGAUUGUGCAGAGUUGUCUCUUUUCGAUGUUACCGCAGCCGAAGAAAGACAGGCGAAGAACAUGCGCGGGCGGUUCCGAUUAUCUGGCGACGUCCUCCUCUUCGACGACAAGAUCUACAUACCGCUUCAGAGCGCUCCGGAUUUCGAGUUACAGGACGAAUUCGUAGCGUCCACAACGCGCCUCCGCGUCGCGCUCGUGACUUUCGUGCACCGAAAAUGGACACUACACUCCUCACCGAUGAAAACGAAACAGGCCGUGGCGCGUUACUUCUCGUAGCCGACGCUGAUGAUCACAGUCAUGUCAGUCGUCAAGAAGUGCCUCCAGUGCGUGGCGCUUCAUGCAGCCGAAGACAGCAACUCGCUGUAUCUGUGCAACCCGGCUCCUUCUGAGCUCUUCCGAGAGGUGGCGAUCGAUCACAUCACGGACCUACCGCCAGCUACGAUAGACGGCGUUACCUACCGCAACGUCCUGCGAGUCGUAGAGCGGUCAAUUGGGCUCGUGUGGCUCGUUCCGGUGCAGACGCGAUCUCCUCGCGAGGCUUUCAACGCCUUUAGUAUAGUCUUAGUUCCACAAAUUGGCUGGCCCAUGCGAGCAACAGCAGGCCAGGCCUUUAAAGCUGUGAAGCGUGACUUCCGAGAAAGGGGCACCUACUUGGCGCUCACCUUGUCGGAGGACGCCAGAGGCCGGCAUGAAGUAGAGCGUGAUAACCGGUGGGAUGCGCAGCGGGUUUUCAAGACGUGUCACGCCGCACCGGAGUCAUGGCCUUUCGCGUUGCCUGCUCUGCAGAUUUUGAGUCGCAAUACACCACUAGACCGACUAGGAGGAUUCGCACCAAGCGAGCUACUUUGCGGCCAGCUCAUCCGUGAGGAGAACGCGCAAGGCGUUGGGCCACCGGUGAAGCGUGACCUCGAACGAGCGCGCAACCUACGUCAGCUUCUACCGCAGUUUGCAGAGGAGAUCCACACCCAGUCCAACAGCUCGCAUCUUCAACGGCGAGGCGCAAUUGCAGGAACCGACAUCAACGAGGGGGGUUUCGUGUGCAAGCGUGUUGACUACGCAGAGAAGAAGGCGAAGAGCCGGCUCGAGUACGGGCGCGACUUCUCCAAAGUCUACUUCGUCGUCAGAGUCGCAGCAGGACGGACACUAGACGUUGCACCAGCAGACAAGACAAUCCUCGAUCGUACAUCAGACGAGAUCGAGGGUGGCGAGCUUGUCGACAAAGUGCUUCAGACGGAAACACCAACGCGAGUCAGCGCCAAAAUCAUGAUCGAGGUGUCAUCUUCAAAAUGUGUCAGAUUCUUCGACGCACCAUAUCAGACAGCAAACGAGAACGAUGACUGCAUAGGAGUUAAUCUGCUAGCCGGCAAGUUUAUCAUCCGCUCACGGCAGUCCAAUGCAGUCGCGGUCGCGGGACAACGACGUCAGCGCGUUCUUCCAUCGGUGAUCUACACCGAGCGAGAACGCUUAUAAAAACAAAGUGAUCAAGGGUUGGCCUCGUGUUCACGGGCCUCCCUCAAGUAUCGUAAAUGCGGCGUGCUCAUGCCAGUGCAAUUCGCUCAGAUCACACGACUUUAGCUGCGUGAUUAUGCAGCCAAAACAACUGAAGACGCACGUGGUCACGUAUGACUUCAGCCAAAAGAGGCGUCCCAGCAUGAUAUGCGGCGCAGUAUAACAGCAGUCGAGGUUCAAGCUCGGGGCUUCCGUUUUCAAAAGUUCUUCAAGUCCGACCCAACCAGAAGCACAAAGUUCCCAGCAGCCAAAACAAGUCUGGGACUAAAAGGCGCUCUCUUUUAUAAGUAUGCACAUUCCGACGGGUACUCUUAUUGCGAGCAAACCACAGGUACUCGCAGUACGUUUCACACGAGUCUGACGACAGCAGAUCAAGGCAGUUUUUGUACAUUUUGCGGGUUUUUGUCGGCAGCAACUUCGGGCUACCGAGUUUCAAGAUCGACUUUCGACCGAUUUCAACCGAGUUCCAAAAGCGGCUUUUUAGAGGGUUUUAGCGUCUUUAAAACGGAUAUUGGACGGAGUUUCAAGAUCGAGCUCUAACGGACAUUUAGUGACAGUCGACGGAUCCCCAGCGAGUUUCAAGAUCGAUGAGGGCAGAUCCCUCAAAUUUCAGCGUUGUUUUGAGCGACUUUCGAAUGCAGAGAUGCAGGAUAGUUUUGCAGAUUUUCGACAACUUUCAAGUCAUAUCUUGCAGCAAGUUUUGCUACCUUUUUGCACGAAUCCGCAGACAGAUAGCGGGUUCUCUUAACUUCGAGCAAGCACCCUGUUGAGCACACCGUGGCGCAUUUGCCAGCCACCAACUUCCCUACCGAGUGGAAGAAUUGGCGACCAAGCAAAUACAGCCGGACCAGAGAACUAACACACUAAAAGUACGCACUUCUGAGGACAGCAGUGAGCCGGCUGCUUUCUAAACGAACUAUCUCUACGCUUCUACCUAUGGGCAGUUAAAACUGAGGACCAAACAAGUUACUGCUUAAUGGCGUCAAACAUUAACCGGCCGCAAGACAGACAGUUCUGUAGCGUGUCUCGUUCACUCCUUCCACGGAUUCACUAGUCCUCGAGUUGCCGUGAACUCGGCACCAUUAGGGGGAGGGGUGGAUGUAACCAGAACUGACAGUCAAGAGUUGUCAAGAGAACUGCCACGCUGUGAAGGUCCACGUGCGAAGUCUGAAAUCGGUCAUGUAUGACAGAACUUCGCAUGAGUUUAGACGUUUGUCAGCGAGAGCAAGCAAGUUCAGUUCAGAACGUAAGAACGGUGUGCACGUAAGUACAAGUACAACAAAGAAGCACGACAAAACAAGACUGAGACUCUUGAACGAUUCUCAGCCUAUGAUCAUCCUUCGACGAUUUAGUCUACGUUUGCUUUGAGCUAGAUUGUCACUACGUUUUCACGUAUAUGCAAGUAAGCAACACGUAAACAACGAAGUGAGUAAGUUUCCUGAAACUUGGCUACAACUUGAGCAAAGUACUCAAGUGUUCACGCAAUCCCAUUCCCAAACACAUGGAUGGCAAUUGUUGCGUGGAGAGAACAGUCGACUUCGGUUACAGAUUGUGCAAAGCUGCCGCCUUUCGGUGUCAAGAGCUGCGGCCUUUCUGAAGAAAUGGAGGAGGCUUUCUGGCCUUUUUUUCUCGCAGUCUGUUGCUCUUAGUAAGCACUCAGAGACUGCCUGUCUUAUCGUAAAAGUGUGGGUCUUAUCUUGCAGGAAAAGCGUCGCGCUUUUUGUUCAAAAAGUUGCGCUUUUGAUGGCAGAAGAUGCGUUUUCUCUGAACAAGAAAUGCCGUAGGUUUUUGGGUCUUAAUCUCUCGCCGAGCGUUGUUCUUAAUUAUAGCGCCCCCAUUGUCCCUGAGGCCGUUGGGGUGCCAAAGCUAGCCGCUUGGGAUGCAAGGCCCCCGAAGGUGGCAAAGGCGGCAAGGCUGCGCCGCCUUUGGCUUGUUGCGCCUUGUUGCGUGUACCCUACAGGCCUGCUCCAGGGUGUGGGAUCCUCACUGUUGUGAGGGACGUCCCCCAGCGUGGGUUCCUAGUACUGGGCUUCUCGAGAGGCGGAAGGCUUCUGUCCGAAGGCAGGAGGUGGCAAGGCUUGACCCUUUUCGCCGUGCCGCAUGUACCUGACAGAACCCAGGCGGGCACGCCUUGUUCCCCCCGCUCCUCCUCGCCUUUGGUCUUCAGCCCCCUGCCUUUGGUGGUGGCGGACGUUGCCUCCAGUUGGGGGGAUGAGGGCCAAAGGGGCCAGGCUUCGCGACCGUGGCAGCCUCCGGCGGCCUUCUUCCCCCGGAGGCUGUCCCCCUGAUAGGGUCCAGCAAGAGUCGGGACGCCUGUGGGGUACACGCGGAGAGCCGCCAGGAGCCUCCGCCGGCCCCGCUUUUUGAGGCUUUCGCCCCCGGAGGUUCUUACAUGCCACCACCCCCGCGGAAAAAUGGGCUCGCGGACGCCGCCGCCGCUCCAUCCACAGGGGGAGGGGGCCUCCACCUCUGGGCUUGGGGCAUACAUUAGCGCUCGGCGCGAUUAACGUCGUCUCCGUUCGUAAUGGACGGUGGGCCCCAACUUGGCUUUUUUAAUUUCUGGAUAGAUAUCUAUUCAAUAUUUAUUGCCUCAUCUUUUUAACCUCUAAAGGGCAAAGAACCAUGCCCGGCAACGAGCGUGCGCGAGGUCUUGACACAAUGGCUAGCAUGGUCGCGGCGAAGAAGACCGCUGCCGCAUGGACCAGCGAACGAGAACCGGAAAGACAGAAGCAAGCUCUCCAACCUGCUGAAGAAGCUGAAGGAGCUGCGAGCCCCGCAGAAAGUGCGGAAGUGGUGUCAUCUACCUUUAAGGCGCAGCGCGACUCAAUCGCAAUGCACAACUGACUCUGAGAUGAUGGUGGUUUCUUUAAUCAAUUUUGAAAACAACGCGCAAUGAAAGUUGAAAGUAUCUUCGCGUAUACUUUGACUUUGUAGUAUCUGUCACAUCAAAUAUGAACAUUAUCAAUGUUUUUAUUGGAUGAAACAACAACUGCAACACCAGGACUCGGAUUCUGAGUAGCGGACUUUUGGUAUAAUGACUCUUCACUAUUCCUAUUCGACUCGCAUUACUCUAAAUAAACAUCCGACCUGAAGAUGAUCGGGAGUAGCGUGGGAAGCCAUGGUCAGUUAGCCACCGAAGAUCAAGGAAAAGGCAGAGCGGAACCUUCUUCAGAGUACAUCCAUGCGAUGACUUCCUUUUCGCAUUCUUUAGCCUGUUUCAGUAUUGUUUAUUUUGUCACUUGUGAAAGGUUUCACUCUGUUCCCUAGUCGAGUGGCUUCCGAUCUUGCCGAUGUAUUUAGAAUUGGCGAAGAGUACCAAGCAGGCAAAAAAAGUUUCGGGCUAGGUUUUUAGCUUUUCGUCAAAGCAUAAAAACGCCCAGCGCAUUUGCAUUAUAAAAAGGCUGCCGCGCCAUGUCGUGCAUUUCUAGCCUCGACGAUAUACUUUGUUAGCUAUAAUUGCGAUAACUCAGCUGCACUCUUUCUUUAUCCUUCAAGUGGAACACGCGCGACAGAAUAGCAACGACCUCGACAGGCCUGAGCACUUGCCUCGUAGCAUUUUCUUCGCUAAAUUUUCUAGCUCUAUAACCCUCAACAGAUUGGGAGGAGUCUCGACAGAGUUCAGCAAUUUGCUUGCUAUUGAUUAGAUAACUUUUGAUCUUCGAUCGUCUCAGAGGUAGACUCGCCCGGCUAGUGCGAAUGGGAUGAGGUCACUCUCUCAAUUUCAAAUGAUUUUUGAUCAAGGUCCCCUGGUUCUUACAAAGAUGACCCGACAGCCACUUCCAUUGCUUAUACCCCGAACGGCCUUGAUGUCGAAUCUUUUCUGAUGAUGAAGCCGUAUUAUUUGCGUGGCACGGAGGCGCGAAUCCGUCAAGAGAAGAGCGACUUCCCGUACUAACUUCCUGAUAGAUAUGUAUGAUUCGAAUUUUUUCGUAGGUUCAUGGUAAAAAUGAUCUUACUUUCGCUUUGAAUCAAUUGAUUCUGAUUCAUGUCAUUAGGCACAAGACGGACCUCUUCGUUCCACCUUCCCUCUUGAGUACGCAAGUCCAAAAUCACUCAAUCAAUCUUUUGCAGGUCUUCCACUGUGGUGAAUGGAGAGGAGUCUUAACUGCGCACUUAGCGACAAGUGAGGUGUUAUCUCUAGUACAUGCGGAGUUUUAUUACUAUAACUAUUUGUGGUCGGUGACACAGCGUGGUAUGCGGAUGAUGAGUUACGCGAUAGCAACAAGUGAAUAUGGAAGUAAAGAUAUCUAAUAGAUAUGAAACAUCAACAAUUACAAGCGAAAUUGAAAGUGAAGCAGAAACUUAGACUUACUGGAUUUACAGAAAUGCAUAGUGAACAAUCAAGAGACAAAUCUCUCGAAGUCGACAACAUACAUACAAUAACUUGAACUCGUCAUCAAAUUAUUAACAUUUACAGGAAGAUAUUAGUAGGACGCGCAACAAUGAGAAUCAUGUAAUCAUUUAAACUACAACAUCAAUAGCGGAUGAGGAGCAUCAUUCCAGUUGUAACUUUUCUUUCUACAACUUCAGCAGUCAAAACGUGGUCUAACGAAACAAAAGUAAAAGAUUGUGCAUGAGUAAAAAUUUAGCGGAUGUCAAAGUGUAUAGUUGUGAUGUACAGGACAAAAUAUACGAAAGUGAAAAAAAUGUACCGUUGCCGAACAACAUCAACAUAAUUUCAGAACAUAUUCAAAAAAAGUAGCACCUCUUACGCAGCAUGUACUUAUAAUUAGCUAGUUAAUGUUAUUGACCUCCUAGAAUGUACAAGCACUAGAUUCAGACGAGUGAACCGAUUGUAUAGUUGUAAAAAAGUAGAAAUUUCGAAGAAGAAAGAGGAUACCCAGUAAAUGUUCAUGAGAUAUCUUCAUAAAGAUAAAACUGCAACUCGCAGAAAAUGAAACUCUUCGCCUGCAAAAUAAGAAAAAUGUCAUCUAUCGUACGAUCUAAACAUAAAUACAAAAAGGCAUGGACAACAUCAACCCAAAAGUGAAGAGAGCUUCAACAUAUUCGUAUUAGAUGGCUCUUAGUUACUAGGUGUAUUUAAUUAUGAUCAUCAUUAGGGAAGUCUGUACAUAGAAUUUCGGGAAAUGAGAAAAAACAUCUUACAUCACGUUCGUCGGGCUUAUGACUUUCACAGCAAGGCUCUGAGUGUUCUUCUGGCGAAAGCAUGGCUAGAGUUUCUGCUUAGCAUCUGUGUUUGUGAACACUAGGACUGCAAAUCUACACUCUUAAGGCCGUGCGUUUUUUAUACAAUUCCCGGCCUGUUUCAGUUGUGCAAAUCGUGGGGGCUUUGCAUGAUUCUCAUGCGGUUACAAAGUUGCCAAAUGUGUGG
This is a messenger RNA of Amoebophrya sp. A25, 14731 nucleotides long. The record is from the annotation of a GenBank genome assembly. NCBI's taxonomy places the organism in Eukaryota, Dinophyceae, Syndiniales, Amoebophryaceae.